Messenger RNA from Trichomonas vaginalis G3, 375 nucleotides. RefSeq lists its product as uncharacterized. Bases 1 to 375 code for a protein of 124 amino acids. The record is from RefSeq and is a predicted model, not a curated record. The transcript has a single exon. NCBI's taxonomy places the organism in Eukaryota, Parabasalia, Trichomonadida, Trichomonadidae.
AUGACCGAGCUUCACCCAUGUUCUGCUUACCUCUACAACACAUUAAAGUCCAAGAGAACAAUCCUUCUUACAAAGAUCUCCAGACGACAGAUUCAAAGGCUUGAAUCAGCAGCAGGUGUCAUUCUCAGCUUCGACUCAGAACUUAAAGAUAAGAAAGAUAUUUUAGAUUCAAAACGAGAGAGUCUUGCUGCUUUUUUGCAGAAGCACCCAUGGAUCAACAUAGAUCUACUCUCUCCAUAUAAUACUCUCGUAGAAACAUUCCUUACAUAUAGGCAGCUGCUUGACAGGACUGACCAAAACCUUCUUGUUGAGUGUGACGGUUCAUUAGGUCCCACGGACCAUCAGAUCAUACCAGUUGAUCCCCCUCAAGAAUAA